AUGGCAGCAGGACACAAGGCUGCAGGGAUGGUGGGCUGGGCCAGCCUGGCCGGGCUGCUGGGGCGCAGACAGAUUGUGGGCUGCCCUGACGGCCGUGGGCAGGACUUCCUGUCGGACAUGGCCAUGACGGAGGUGGAUCGCUUCAUGGACCGGGAGCACCUGAUCUUCCGGGAAAACACCCUCGCCACGAAAGCCAUAGAGGAGUACCUGAAACUCAUCGGCCAGAAAUACCUCAAGGAUGCCAUUGGCGAGUUCAUCCGGGCGCUGUACGAGUCGGAGGAGAACUGCGAGGUCGACCCCAUGAAGUGCUCAGCCUCCACCUUGGCUGACCACCAGGCCAACCUCCGCAUGUGCUGCGAGCUCGCCCUCUGCAAGGUGGUCAACUCGCACUGCGUGUUCCCACGGGAGCUGAAGGAGGUCUUCGCCUCGUGGCGUCUGCGAUGCGCCGAGCGGGGCCGCGAGGACAUCGCCGACCGGUUGAUCAGCGCCUCGCUCUUCCUGCGGUUCCUCUGCCCCGCCGUGAUGUCCCCCAGCCUCUUCGGCCUCAUGCAGGAGUACCCCGAUGAGCAGACCGCCCGCACCCUCACCCUCAUCGCCAAGGUCAUCCAGAACCUGGCCAACUUCACCAAGUGA
Charadrius vociferus (killdeer) is the source of this 633-nucleotide messenger RNA. RefSeq names its product ras/Rap GTPase-activating protein SynGAP-like. The record is from RefSeq and is a predicted model, not a curated record. The coding region runs from base 1 to 633 and encodes 210 amino acids. Lineage: Eukaryota; Metazoa; Chordata; Aves; Charadriiformes; Charadriidae. The transcript has 3 exons. Gene Ontology annotation, biological process: regulation of GTPase activity.